AUGCAGACAAAGUUUCUGGACAUACAUUCUCAUGGUGGAAUAACCAAGACUGCUCCAUCUUUGCUGCAAAUCUUCUUGUUCUUUGAAUUUCUGAAGACAGUUGCCACUCUCCAGUGUGAAGUAUGUUCUGGCCUUGGCACCAACUGUACAGGCAGGCUGAAGACCUGUGAGCCUGAACAAGAAACCUGUGCUGUCAUUUUAAUUCGUAACUCCCUAGGGGAAAGAGUGGUAGAUACAGUGGCCAAGGGCUGUGAAUCCAAUGUGAUCUGUGAUUUUCCAACAACCCAUCUGAAUAUGGGGAUCGGGAAGAUCCUUCAAGGAAAUGUGUGCAAAGUGGUAUAUAAGUCUAAGUGCUGUUGCUAUUGCUAUCUGGGAAUCUUCUCACCCUUCCCACUUCUGUUUUCAGUACCAUCAGUAGCGACUAAUGCCAACGGACGGAGAUGUCCCGCCUGCUAUUCUGAGAGAGGCACUUGUGAGAAAAAAUUGACGAAUUGUACCGGAAACGAACAGUACUGCUUCCACCUGUUUAUGCGUUCCUACGGAGGUGAGUUCAGCUUCCCGUGCCGAGGUGGCUGGGAGAUUCCUUUGAUGACUGGUGACAAGCAUGGGAAAUCAGGAUUCCAGGCAGGUCAAAUGAAUAUAUUGGCUUAUUGCAAGUUCUCUAGGAGUGGUGUGGUGACCGAGAGGUGGAGCUCUGACCUCAAAAACAGGAGGCUAUGAGUUCAAUCCUAGGUAGAGACAAAUAUUUCUCUCUCUGGGCACAAUGAGAAUAUAUCUGCUAA
Molecule: messenger RNA, 782 nt
Organism: Thamnophis elegans (Western terrestrial garter snake)
Lineage: Eukaryota; Metazoa; Chordata; Lepidosauria; Squamata; Natricidae
Product: phospholipase A2 inhibitor and Ly6/PLAUR domain-containing protein-like
Exons: 4
Coding region: 1-720 (239 amino acids)
Cellular component (GO): extracellular region
Molecular function (GO): phospholipase inhibitor activity
Source: RefSeq, a predicted model, not a curated record